Molecule: messenger RNA, 1147 nt
Organism: Coregonus clupeaformis (lake whitefish)
Lineage: Eukaryota; Metazoa; Chordata; Actinopteri; Salmoniformes; Salmonidae
Product: E3 ubiquitin-protein ligase NEURL3-like
Exons: 4
Coding region: 16-969 (317 amino acids)
Molecular function (GO): ubiquitin protein ligase activity
Source: RefSeq, a predicted model, not a curated record
GUGUACUAUGUGGCUAUGCAUUACAUUACAGAGGAUACUAAGAGCAAACUGUAUAAGAUGGUCAGCAGAAGCCUUGAGUCUGAGCCAGCACACGUUUGUGGACCCCGCUGCCUGGGCCCCUUGACCUUCCAUAGGGAGGCGGUGGGGGCGUUGGUGAGCCUGAGCCAGGGGGCCAGACGGGCAGACAGGACUGGGGGUACCUUCAGACAUGGCCUGGUGUUCAGCAGCCGCCCGGUACGGGUCCAGGAGAGGGUGCGUCUGCGAGUGGAGCGGUGUGAGCUGAACUGGCAUGGAGCCAUGCGUAUGGGCUUCACCACUGUACCUCCAAUUGCCGGAGCCUUGCCCUCCCUGGCCAUCCCAGACCUCACAGACAUCCCUGGUCACUGGGUCGCUCCUGUGCCUGAGACGUGCUGCCUGGCAAGCUCAGAGCUGGAGUUCUGGGUCUCCUGUGGCGGUACAGUGUAUUUCAGGAAUGCCAACGGCCGACAACACAAACUGCUGGAGGGAGUAGACCUCAGCCGGCCCCUGUGGGCCAUAAUUGAUGUGUAUGGGCAGACCUGCUCUGUGCUCUUACUGGGUUCGGAGAAGAAAUAUUUUUUGUGGAAUCGAAAAUCCUGUCCUGCUCCUCAACGGCAUUCCUCCUGUUCUGCUCAUCAGAGACAUACCUCGCUCAAUGUAGAAAGCUAUGUGAAUGUGAAGCAAAUUUGUGAUGACAGCCAUGACAGAUGUCUUCUUCCCUGUCCAGCCAAUAAGCAGACAUCAGACAGUGAGAGUGUGGAGGACUGCACGGUGUGUAUGAGCCAGGAGGCCUGUAUCAGCCUGCAGUGUGGCCACCAGUGCCUGUGUCUCCAGUGUGCCACCAGAGUGAUCCAAGAGUUUGGAACCUGCCCUCUGUGUCGCCAGAACAUCAAGAGCUUCCUGCAAACUAAACGCCCCAGGCACAGACCAUCACAUGACAAACUGAUAUGAUGAUAUGAUCAAAUGCUGUUGAGGGACACUACUGUACCUAGUGCACCACAAUAAGGCUGAGAAGAGGAAGAUAAUGAAUGUGACCUGCCAGAUGUGACCUACAAUUGGCAUAAAUUGCACAAUAAUAAUAAUAUAAUAAUAUGCCAUUUAGCAGACGCUUUUAUCCAAAGCGACUUAC